UGUGCGUUUGGGUAGUGGUAGUCGAGCAAGCAGUAGUUUUAAUUUAAGACCCAACAGAGUUGUAAAAAGCACACCCCAACAGCUUUUUAAAAAGCUCAAUAUGCCAAGGAGGUGUAUUGUUGCUGGGUGCAGUAAUACCCACAAGGACGGGGUUACGACUCAUUUGUGGCCCAAAGACGACAAACUAGCUUUGAAGUGGGACCAGUUUGUCCGGUUGACGCGAGCGGAUUGGAUUAAGGGAACCGCGGCCACUACUGUAUGCGGUGCUCAUUUCACCCCGGAGGACUUCGAUGGCUAUAAUCAGUGGAAGGCAGGAUUCGGAAUGAGACUCCGACUGAAACCAUGUGCUGUGCCGACCGUGAAUGUGAAGCCUGCCAUUGCAACCUCUGUUUCUGACCGACCUAACGUUACGUCAAAAACGUCAUCCGUGAUGAAGAUAAACCGGGUGGAAAAAGUGACGUUGGGCGUGACGACAAAAGAUGAGGGAUGUCAAUAUGAAACACCAGCAUGCAACAUUAUAGCACCACCACCUCCAAGAUGUGUUCUGGUAAAACACAACGUGUCAACACAGGCUUAUUACUACAGAGAAGAAAAGAGAAACAAAGCCGUCCAAGUGUGGCCAAUACGGAAGAAUGUCGGAGUCAAUACUUCAUUUACGGAGGACAUACCACGAAAGGAAGUGAACCGUUUACACUCUGUUGCGGUGUACAUGGCCAGGAAGUACGUGGUCUACGAAGACUGCCUCCUUCCGUUGUUCAAGACUUGUCCGGUCUGUCGCGGCUCCUGCAGCAUCGACAAGUUCAUCCAAGACACCCUGCUCACCAUCAACCAGUUCUGCAACCACUGUGACCACCGGAGCCAAUGGAAGAGCCAGCCCUUUAACCUCCCAGCUAGAUACCUGUCCUCUUCAGCAGCCACAUCAUCGACUGGCACAACAACUGGCACCACUACUGGCACAUCCACCGAUGCUCUGACUGACUCCUCAACUGGCCCAUCAACUGGCACCUUCGAUUCUCAGACCCUGAAGACAGCGGAGGACAGUGAUCUUCUGUUGGAGAAUUACGAUGGCGAUAUCUGCAACAAGGGUCUGGAGGACAUUCAAACCCUGGUGUUUGAGACAACUUUUCGUAUGGGUGAUGACUCCCAUGACGACAAAGCCAUUAAGAAGAAACGUCAACGUCAGUCCUUGGAGGAGGAACAGGAAGAGGAGGAGGAACAGGAAGAGGAGGAACAGGAAGAGGAGGAAGCGGAGGAAAUGAGUGAGGAGGAGGAGACUAGGGAGGAGGAGAACUCCGAUGUGGAGUGGGAACCUGAGGUUGAGUUAAGUGACCUUCUAGCCUCCGAUUCCGAAUGGGAUUCCCGGGCGCUCUGCCCGGAUUGUGGCACGUUUAUCAAAGGCUCCAAGGCUCACGUCUGCGAGCAUGCCAAGCCAUUUGUCUGCCAGGACUGUGGCAAGCGGUUCGUUAACGAGACCUCUCUCAACAUUCACCAAAGAAUCCACAAGCCAGGCUACGUGCACGGGUGCAAGUACUGCCUCAAGCCGUUCCAGAGCAGGCCGGAGAAGCUGAGGCAUGAGGAGAGCCACCCGCGUGUAGAAAAGCCCUACGAAUGCCCCGACUGCCCCAUACGAUUCAGCGACAUUAAAGCCCGGGACGGCCACCUUCAAAGCCACAGAGGGCCCACAUGGUACAUUUGCGACAUCUGCAAAAUGGAGUUCACGGGGAGUAGCUACCUGGAAAGACACAUGCUAGUCCACAGCGGGGAGAAGCCCUACACAUGCCCCGAGUGCCAGCGCUCCUUCAACCAGGCGAGCCACCUCAAGUCUCACAUGCGCGUCCACACUGGCGAGCGGCCCUACAAGUGCCGGCAUUGUGACAAGUCCUUCAACCACAAUGUGAGUCUGAAAAGCCACGUCCAGCGCUACCAUCCGGACCCUGCCUCUGGGACCAAGGAGAAGAAAGAGGGACAGGAGCCAGUCUCAAACUCAGAGACUCCGACUGAACAACAGGUAGUGAUCGAGGAGAGUCGACAGACUGAACAACAGGUAGUGAUCGAGGAGAGUCGACAGACUGAACAACAGGUAGUGAUCGAGGAGAGUCGACAGACUGAACAACAGGUAGUGAUCGAGGAGAGUAGUGAUCGAGGAGAGUCGAGGCAGACUGAACAACAGGUAGUGAUCGAGGAGAGUCGACAGACUGAACAACAGGUAGUGAUCGAGGAGAGUCGACAGACUGAACAACAGGUAGUGAUCGAGGAGAGUCGACAGACUGAACAACAGGUAGUGAUCGAGGAGAGUCGACAGACUGAACAACAGGUAGUGAUCGAGGAGAGUCGACAGACUGAACAACAGGUAGUGAUCGAGGAGAGUCGACAGACUGAACAACAGGUAGUGAUCGAGGAGAGUCGACAGACUGAACAACAGGUAGUGAUCGAGGAGAGUCGACAGACUGAACAACAGGUAGUGAUCGAGGAGAGUCGACAGACUGAACAACAGGUAGUGAUCGAGGAGAGUCGACAGACUGAACAACAGGUAGUGAUCGAGGAGAGUCGACAGACAAAUGCAGGGACCGGGCAGAAACGAGUGAAGAGGGCAGGGAGGAAGAGGAAACGUCCGACCUUUGACCCUGAGGAGUUGGGGGAGUGUGAGCGUAACAGUGACUCCGACUUCAACCCAGAAGAGGAGGAGAGUGAGAGCAACAGUGACUCUGACUUCAAACCAGGGGCAGAAGAGAGCGGGAGCAACAAGAAGACUACAGGCAGACCAAUAGGCAGGCCGAGAAGAAGACCAGGGACCACCAGAGAGAUGUAUACAGGAAGUGUGAAUGAAGAGCAUGAUGGAUCCAAUCUGAAUGAACAAUGGGAGGAGGAAGAGGAGGACAGGGGGACCAAAAUGAAGGCCACAACUAACUUUACUUAA
Messenger RNA from Coregonus clupeaformis (lake whitefish), 2917 nucleotides. RefSeq names its product zinc finger and BTB domain-containing protein 24-like. The record is from RefSeq and is a predicted model, not a curated record. Gene Ontology annotation, biological process: regulation of transcription by RNA polymerase II. Gene Ontology annotation, molecular function: DNA-binding transcription factor activity; RNA polymerase II cis-regulatory region sequence-specific DNA binding. The transcript has 7 exons. Lineage: Eukaryota; Metazoa; Chordata; Actinopteri; Salmoniformes; Salmonidae. The coding region runs from base 101 to 2917 and encodes 938 amino acids.